Molecule: messenger RNA, 759 nt
Organism: Candidula unifasciata
Lineage: Eukaryota; Metazoa; Mollusca; Gastropoda; Stylommatophora; Geomitridae
Source: the annotation of a GenBank genome assembly
AUGGCAUCAAAUUUCACAGACAAAGUGGCCAUUGUAACGGGGUCCAGUUCAGGAAUCGGCGAAGCUAUAGCUUUAGCCUUUGCAUCUCGUGGAGCAAAAGUUACCCUGUGUGGUCGCGAUUCUCAAAGAUUAGACGCAGUGUGUUCUCAAGCUGUAGAAAUCAGCGGUGGUCAACGGGACAGAUUUCUUACGUUUGAAGGCGAUCUAAAUGAUUCAGGUGUUCGGAGACGUAUAAUUGAAAAGACAGUUGACAAGUUUGGGCGUUUAGAUAUUCUCGUCGCCAGUGCUGGGAUAUCAGAUACUCAGAUGUCGAUACUCAAUGCUACAGAAGAAAGUUAUGACGCUGUGAUGAAUACCAAUCUGAAAUCGAUUUUUUUCCUUAUUCAGCAAGCGAUUCCACAUCUGGAGAAGUCCAAAGGAAAUAUUGUUACUAUCUCAUCAAACGUAUCUUCAAUGGUUCUACCUAUCACAGCAGUCUAUUCCAUGUCUAAAGUAGCACUGGAUCAUCUAACCCGCUGCCUUGCAGUAGAACUGGGACAGAAAGGGAUUCGUAUCGAAUUACUGAAAGAAAUGGGGAAAUUAGACGCCAACAAGGUGCCUUUGAAAGACAGAGUCCUGACUGCUGAGGAUGUAGCGGAAACGGUGGUGUUUCUGAGCUGUGAGACAGCCAAGUUCAUCACGGGCGAAACCGUCAAAAUCGAUGGAGGGAGGAGUUUAACUGGGCCACUUGACAUUUCUGAUUAUGUAGAUUUGUUAUAA